AAAAAAGGAAAAAAACAAGACAGUGGAAUGCAAGAAUAUAAAACGCAUCAAAGAUUCGUUUCUGUACGCGACGCCCCGACCUCGAUGUUCACCUCGGUUCUUCUCCACCCUCCGAUCGCUCUCUCUCUCUACAAAGUUUAUUCCGAAUUUUGAUUCUGCUCUCAGAUUAGAUCCCAUAAUUUUUCAUUGUCACAAAUCAAAACGCCAUUCUCUAUAUAUUCCCCCUCGAACUGUUUUCCCUCUCACACCCCCUAAACUCAAAACUCUCCAACACAAAAUCAAAAAACAAAUAAAAAAAAUAAAAAAAAAACCCCUCACAGAAACUUGUUUCAAUGCAAUUCAACCAGAAAAUGGGGUUACGUGAGUACAUCGAAGCAUUGGAGGAAGAAAGGAGAAAAAUCCAAGUUUUCACCAAGGAGCUUCCUCUGUCGUUGGAGCUUGUAACGCAAGCCAUUGAAGCGUGUAGGCAGCAAUUGUCAGGAACGGUUGCGGAGUACAAUUUGAAUGGGCAAUCGGAGUGUUCGGAGCAGACAUCAAUGGGUGAAGGACCUGUUUUUGAGGAGUUCAUUCCUUUAAAGAAAAGGGUAUCUCAAGAUUCUGUUGAACAAGAAGAUGAAGAUCAUGAUGAAGAUGAAGAUGAAGAUGAAGAUGAUGAACAACAUUCUCAUAGCCCCAAGAACACUGAUAGAAAGAAAUCAGAUUGGCUCAGAUCCGUUCAGUUGUGGAAUCCCAAUCCCCCUCCUACCAAAGAGGAUGUGCCUAGGAAAACAAAUGUUGUGGAAGUGAAGAGAAACUGUGGAGCUUUUCAACCUUUUCAUAGAGAGGAAAAAAGUGGUGUUGCAAAGGCUAAUGCAUCAACAAAUGGUAAAGCACCCUCUUCACCACCAGUGCCUGCCACAAGUUCUACAGGACCAGUGAGAGUAGAGAGCAAAAGAGAGGAGAAAUCACAGACUCAGAGGAAGCCACGCAGGUGCUGGUCACAGGAAUUGCACAAGCGAUUCUUGCAUGCCCUUCAGCAACUUGGUGGUGCAGAUUCUGCCACGCCAAAACAGAUCAGGGAGCAAAUGAAGGUUGAUGGCCUCACCAAUGAUGAGGUCAAAAGCCAUUUGCAGAAAUUUCGUUUGCACACGAGAAGAAGCCCUAUACACAACAAUGGUAGUUCACAUGGAGCUCCAUUGUUUCUUGUUGGGAACAUUUUUGUGCAGCCACCAGAAUAUGGCACCUCAACAGCAUCUGGAGGGGAAUUGACCACAGUUACUCCUCCAACUGGAAUAUAUGCUCCUGUGGCUACACACCCUCCACCAAUCAUGAAGCAAUUAGAUGUGUCUCAGCAUUCACAGUUACACUCUGAAGAAAGGGCUAAUCACAGUUUUCAUUCAAACUCACCUGCCUCAUCAUCCUCCACACACACCAUCACAACAACAACUUCACCUGCUCCUUGAUUUUUCACAUGCUGUAAAAAAAUUUUGUAACCAUGUUCUAGUACAAAGUCUAUACAUGUCAUAUUGUUAUUCUCUCA
This is a messenger RNA of Cajanus cajan (pigeon pea), 1519 nucleotides long. RefSeq names its product transcription factor HHO2. Gene Ontology annotation, biological process: regulation of DNA-templated transcription. Gene Ontology annotation, molecular function: DNA-binding transcription factor activity; DNA binding. The record is from RefSeq and is a predicted model, not a curated record. Lineage: Eukaryota; Viridiplantae; Streptophyta; Magnoliopsida; Fabales; Fabaceae.